Racocetra persica is the source of this 222-nucleotide messenger RNA. The record is from the annotation of a GenBank genome assembly. NCBI's taxonomy places the organism in Eukaryota, Fungi, Glomeromycota, Glomeromycetes, Diversisporales, Gigasporaceae.
AUGUAUUUGAAAAUUAUUUCUAAUUUACAAAAAGAAUUAGAAAAUAGAAAUUCUUCUAUUAUAGAAUUAGUUGAGCAUGUUUUAAACAAAAUUAACGAAUCGGUUAGUACUGAUUUAGAAGUUUAUCAACAAGAAGAAGAAAUUCAACAAGAAAUAGUUAUUUAUCAACAACAAGAAGAAGUUCAACAAGAAAAAAUUAUUUAUCAACAACAAGAAGAAGAA